Molecule: messenger RNA, 689 nt
Organism: Zea mays
Lineage: Eukaryota; Viridiplantae; Streptophyta; Magnoliopsida; Poales; Poaceae
Exons: 3
Coding region: 153-404 (83 amino acids)
Source: RefSeq, marked validated
UUUUUUUUCUAUCCCACGGCGGCCAAGCUGUGGAAACGAGGGAGACGAGGAGGACAAGGGAAAGAAAGCCUACCGGCUCGGCGGCUCCGGCUCACCUCCCACACCCCCAAAAAAAAUCUCGCGUGCCGCCGGCGGCCACCACCAUCACUGCCAUGAUCAGCAUCCUCGCGCAGGAGCGCCUCCUCGGGUUCGCCCUGGGUUCCGUCUCCAUCGGCGGCUUCGUCCUCCACCAGCGCCGGGCCAUCUACCGUUCAAUCGCUGAAGCCGACGGGUCGCCCUACUUUUACCAGCCUGGUGAAAUUGCCAGUCGAAGAAGCUCAACUGAACUGGCUCAUGUAUGGAACAAGGCAGUGGACGAGACCCUUGGGCGACUUGUUGUGUACCUUAGUUCGCGUGGGUGGUGAUUCAAGCUCCAUGUUGAACAUGGUAACCGAGGAAGACUCUUUUUCAAGCCACUGAUGUGCUCAUACUUCCCUGUACCCGGAUUGAACAUGUUUUUUUUUUUAAAAAAAGAGAUACUUCCAAUGACCGAUUUAUCUGAAAUUCUGAACCGAGCUGAUUGAUUCUACCGAUGCUUCCCUGAGCAGGUGGAUGUUACUUCGAGGUCAUUGUUGUAGCCCUGUGAAAGGCAGGACUCGUCUAACUAUUUUUUACAUAUAUGUAUUGGUAAUAAAGAAUGUAUGUUACUU